UGGGAGGCGGUUGGCGUGUCGUCACUUCCGCAGAGAUGGCGGUUGUGUGUGGUAGGGGGUUGCUGGCCCCGCUGGCUGGGCGGUUGCGGGCCGGCCCGCGGGCUCCGCUACGCUCUGUCGCCGCCGCCGCGCCGCUCUACGAUGUGGUGGUGUCGGGCGGGGGGAUGGUCGGGAGCGCCAUGGCCGCCGUGCUGGGGCAUGAUAUCCAUUUUCAUGAUAAGAAGAUUGCUUUGCUGGAGGCUGGUCCUAGGAAAGAAUAUGACCGCAUGCCAGAGAGUUACAGUAACAGGGUCAGUUCCAUCUCCCCAGGAUCAGCAACCCUCCUAAGCAGUUUUGGUGCCUGGGAUCAUGUCUGCAGUCUGAGACUCAAAGCGUUCCGGCGAAUGCAGGUGUGGGAUGCUUGCUCAGAAGCCAUGAUUGUUUUUGAGAAAGAUGACUUAGAUGAUAUGGGUUACAUAGUGGAGAAUGAUGUCAUUAUGUCUGCUCUUACAAAACAGUUAGAUGCAGUAGCAGACCGGGUGGAGGUUUUCUACGGGAGCAGAGCAGUCGGGUAUACCUGGCCCCUUCCCACUCACAGCUGUGACACAAGCCCUUGGGUCCAAAUUGAGUUAGCUGAUGGACGCAGACUUCAGACCAAACUGCUGAUUGGUGCAGAUGGUCAUAACUCUGUAGUCCGGAAGGAAGCAGAAAUUAAGAACAUUGAGCAUCAGUACGACCAGUCAGCUGUUGUGGCAACUCUUCAUUUGUCUGAGGCCACAGACAAUAACGUAGCGUGGCAGAGGUUCCUUCCCACAGGGCCAAUUGCGCUUCUUCCGCUGUCUGACACUGCCAGCUCUCUGGUCUGGUCUACAUCUCAUGAACAUGCAUCAGAACUUCUUGCUAUGGAUGAGGAAAGUUUUGUGGAUAGCAUCAACUCUGCCUUUUGGAGCAAUGUAAACCACACGGACUUCAUUGAUACUGCGGGGGCCAUGUUUCGAUCUGCUAUUUCCCUCCUGAAACCCUCAGGAACUGCUGUCCGUCAGCUGCCCCCAAGCGUGGCUAAAGUAGAUCCAGAGAGCCGAGCCAUGUUCCCUCUCGGAAUGGGGCAUGCGACAGAGUACGUCCACCACCGUGUGGCUCUGAUUGGGGAUGCAGCACACAGAGUCCACCCACUUGCAGGACAAGGUGUAAACCUGGGCUUUGGUGAUAUUGCAUGCUUAGCUCAUCACCUCAGUGUAGCAGCUUUCAAUGGGAGCGAUCUGGGCUCUUUAAAACAUCUCCUAAAGUUUGAGACAGAACGGCAGAGGCACAAUGUCUCCUUCAUUGCUGCCACUGAUGUGCUCAAGAGGCUUUACUCCACGAGGCUGGCUCCUUUGGUGUUGCUGAGGACGUGGGGAUUGCAAGCAACAAAUGCCCUGCCUCCUCUCAAAGAGCAAAUCAUGGCUUUUGCCAGUAAGUGAUCAGUUGUCAGUUUGGAACAGCAGCUUGCCAGGGAAUGCAUUGCCCUUGGAAGGACUGGGACUGACUUGAAUCUUUGAAUUGUGCUAUUUUAAUUUAACAAUAAAGCUGAGGGAUUGAGCUGUGUAUUACAUCA
Messenger RNA from Columba livia (rock pigeon), 1573 nucleotides. It is a transcript of the gene COQ6, whose product is annotated as coenzyme Q6, monooxygenase. Gene Ontology annotation, molecular function: FAD binding; oxidoreductase activity, acting on paired donors, with incorporation or reduction of molecular oxygen, NAD(P)H as one donor, and incorporation of one atom of oxygen; 2-octaprenyl-6-methoxyphenol hydroxylase activity. Gene Ontology annotation, cellular component: mitochondrion. The transcript has 12 exons. Gene Ontology annotation, biological process: ubiquinone biosynthetic process. Lineage: Eukaryota; Metazoa; Chordata; Aves; Columbiformes; Columbidae. The record is from RefSeq and is a predicted model, not a curated record. Bases 36 to 1439 code for a protein of 467 amino acids.